This is a messenger RNA of Herpailurus yagouaroundi (jaguarundi), 13661 nucleotides long. RefSeq names its product mucin 16, cell surface associated (gene MUC16). NCBI's taxonomy places the organism in Eukaryota, Metazoa, Chordata, Mammalia, Carnivora, Felidae. The record is from RefSeq and is a predicted model, not a curated record. Bases 144 to 13598 code for a protein of 4484 amino acids. The transcript is spliced from 56 exons.
AAGCCACAGGCGGCCCAGCCACUGAUCAGCUGACUGUCCCCAGUGGGGUGGGAAACAGCAGCACCAGGAGGAGUUGGACCACAGCCCACCUCCCCACAGAACAUACGGCUUCAUCUGAGACACUCACGGGUUUGACUCAGACCAUGAGAAGUGCCCCAGUCACUCCAGCCGAGGUGGGGGCGGCUGGUAAUCCAAGUACUCCAGGAGCCACACGCUUGCCCUCCAAGACGGUCUCUUCUACUUAUCCCGAGACGUCAUCUAGAGAGACUCCAGAUUCCGGGGAGCAAAGGAGCCCAGGACUGCCUCGGUCCAACACGGAACAUCACUUUGCCUCCCCUGAGCUUGGUUCUGAGGGAGACACCACGCUAACCCCCAGUGUUUCCCUGCUGUCACCUGCUUCAGAUCUGGGUGAUAAAGUGCCAGGCUCUAGCACAUCCUCAGUGCAGACAGUUACCUCUUCCACGACCACGGGGAUCCCGGGGAGCCCAGAGAGGACGGAGCCCAACUCAGCUGUCACGUUUCCCAUAACGGCAAGUAAUCCAGCGGCAAGUGCUGGGAGGGUCAGAAGUGCCACCUCUACCCUGGCCCGUCCAUCUCCCCCAGGGGAGGAGACAGCAGGGAGCAUGCUCCCCCUCAGCACCUCCCCCGAGACCCCAGACCCGCCCAGCCUCCCCGCAGCCAGGACUUCGGCUUCGGAACCGUCGGGUGGCCCUGGAACCCUCAGCAUCACCAGUGUGUCUGGAAUGAAGACUUCAUUUUCUCCACCCCCCUCCUCUGCCUCAGAAGAGACCAACACCCUUUUAUUUACUACUGGAGAGGAUUCAAAGAAACCUUUAAAUCCAUCUGUGUCUCCACCUGAGACCUCUGUUUCCAGAGACAAGACCACCUUGGCCUUCACCUCUGUGCCCACGCAAACCCUCUCAGCCGUGGACUCCUGGGCUACACGCUCAGGUGAGUACCCCUCAUCCCACAUAGCGAAUGCCUUCAGGACCACAAACAGCACCUCCAUUGCACAGUCAGCCAACACCACUCUUCCUAAAACUUCUCGGUUGACGAGGACCCCUGCUUUUAUUCCUGCAGCUGCCAUGUCACAGACCAACACUGUACUUCACAGCAAUGCUUGGCCGGAGACGAGUCCCAAAUUUGCAACAAGGUCGCCUCCGGCACGAAGCACUGUGUCAGCGACUGUCCCUCUUUCUGCGGCCGGCGUGGUUCCUGGAUUCAGUUCCCUAAAGACCAGCUCCACGGAAGGAGUGUCUGUGUGGCAGCCUUCAACAGACAACCCAAGAGGUCCAGCCACCGUUCCUUCCGGACCUUCCACCAGGAUGCAGCCCACAGAGGGAAAUGGUGGGGAAAGGAAGUCGGGAACAACCCACCUGCCCAUUGGAACCGCAUCUCCACCUGAGACAUCCACACAUGCCUCCCUGGCCAAGGAAAGCCGUUGGGUCUCAACGAGUGCAUCUCAGUCCACUGGUGCUUCCAGCUCAAGGACUGUACGAAGGACAAGCCACUUGGCUGGCCCCUUGUCUGGGGCCCCCUAUGAUUUGUCCUCUGGGGGGCUUACAGUUUCUGGGGAUGAAACCAGCCCACCUCUGGCUCCAGAAACAACUGCAGUUCACUCGCCUGAUAACUCGUCUUCAUCUGCUGCUUCUGUUGCCCCAGUCCCAGUGGCCACCACAUUUUUAGCCCAGAAGGUCACCGCAAGCACUGUAGCCGGCACAGCCGAGGCUAGUAAAUGGGACAUGCCCAUAUCUUCUAGGACUUCCUCAUCACUUAGCAACUCCCCAGCCAGUGCGGACACAGGGAGGGGCGUCUCUGUUCCCCUGGCUACUCCAUCGUCAGCCCCGUCAGUGGAGCCAUCAGAAGAGAGCGUCGCUACCUCUGGCACCCGCCCAGAACCAACAGACUCACCCGGCGUCCUCCUCAGAGAGGUGCAAACCAGCCCAGAGAGUCACACGCCCCUUGUCUCACCCUCGGUGAAGGCCACCACGGCUGUAUCAAUAGCAAAAAUGGAGACUGAUGAAAUCUCUUACUCUUCUGGGUCGCCACCUGUGAUGUCACUUCCCGGAAAGAUCGGCACCAGUGGUACCGGGGCCUCCGCCACAUACGUCCCCCCUCCGGAUCCGAUGGUGACACGUUCAGCUCAGGUCUCUUCAUCCCAUUUGGUGAAAGAGCUCAGAACCACAGACACUUAUGCAAGAACAGAGUCCGCCAGCCCGGCUGCUGAUGCUGGAAGUCCUCAAAUCCCAAGGACACCCAGUCCCACUAGCCCAGACAGGAUGGCAGGGGCCAGCACAGACACAGCUGAACGCUUCACUGGAUCCCAGGGCACAGAUCCGGCAGAAAAAUCCCCUGGCUUCGGGACACGGUCAACCCUAGGACCAGUGUCUGUCGUGGCCUCUGCCUCCCCUCCCUCUGGAAGCAGCACAUUGGAACUGACCUCUGACGCCUCAGGUGAGUCCUUGACCCUGAGCACCAGUAACGAGAGCACAAUCACUUCUUGGCUCCGGGCUCUCAGUACGUCUCUCCCCAUGGUAACGUGGCUGAGUACCAGCUCAACAGAGGAAAGGGCCUUAAAUGCUCCCGAUGCUUCAAGUCCAAGUUCAUCCAAGACAUUUGCUACAUUUACACCUUCUGUACCUUCCCAUGAACUUGCAGAUCCAGGGGUAGACACCACUGUUCUCCAAAAUACAGAUUCGACCACCGUGGGCACGGGUGGGGACUUAACUCCCCCCACAGCCACAGCCUCCCACCAGCUCAGCAUGAGUCCGUCCGCCUCGUUGAUUCAUGCACCCUCAGAUACUACAACCAUAGCUAUCACAGCCUCAGGGAUGAGGGACAGCACCGAUGUGUCUGCUUCCAGAUUUCCAGGCCUCUCCAGCACAGAAGCCGGGCAGAGCUCAUCUCGGCCCCUCCCCAUUACCUCUCCAUCGACAGAGCCCACAUCCCCAGCAGCACUGACCACUUCAACACCCAAGAGAAGACUCACAUCAGAGGCAACAAGACCAGCCGGCUCCGUGUCUCGAGACGAGACGAGCUCACCCCCAAGGCGGACUGCAGAGGUUCAGAGUCUUGCUUCCAUGGUUAGCUCUGUGGAAACCAGCAGGGGGGUCGCUCAGACGUCUGACCGUGGAAAAACCACAGUCAAUCUGAGAACAAGUUUAGCUGCCCAGUGGAAUUCAUCUCUGCCUUUAACACACAGCACUGUGGGGAUCCCGGCUUUGUCUGAGGCCACCACUCCUGGAAGGCAACGUGGCCCCUGGUCAGAAUCAUCAGUGACCACAGAGAGAGUUGGGCCAGAACCCUCUUCUUCAGUCUCCUCUGUGUCCCCUGAGGUGACCACUGCCUUGGGCUCUGCCCCCACAAUGCCGGAAACUGUGGGCUCCACCUCAUCCGUCCCUAAGUUUAGGGAAAUAACUACUGAGAAGGCAUCAGCUCCCUCCCUGGCCUCUGUACUGCUGGGUGGAAGCUCCCCCCCAUCUCCCCCAGAGGCCACAUCUUCCGUGGGCACCGGGGAGGGCGCAGGGACGAGUCCACUCCUGUCACAGGCCAGCUCAUCUUCCGGAAGGGAAAUCGACUCCUGUGCUUACUCAUCCUCCGGCAUCAGCCACAGUGCUGAUUCUUUUGACCCAUCCUCCAGAGGAGUGACCGGGGCCUCUCGCCUAGACCCCACGGCCUCGAGCUGGAUCUCCUCAUCGGCACUUACUGACUUUCAGGCACAGACAAGCCAAACUUCUCCCAAGACUCCUUCCUCCUCAGGGCCAGAGCACACCAGCCUGGGAGAGGAGAGUGGCCUGGCCAGGACCUCAUCAGGAACAUUUACCUCUUCUGAAGCCAAGGGAGAGCCCUCCUGGACAUCUGUCUCUGUACCGUCAGAGGCUCCAGCUGACAGAGGCACUGAUGGGACUGUGGUGUCCGUUACUCACUUCCCCACAUAUGAAAGUUCCUCAUGGCUGAACAGUGACCCUUCAACACCUGUGACAGUGGUUGAUUCUGCAGGUCCUCAGGAGCCUGUGGCAACCACCACUGGGGAGCUGAGUGAGGGGGCGUAUGGAGGCACCACGUGGUCAACGGGUGACCCCAUGUCUCUGGUGACUGCAGGCAGACUGGGGCCUGCCAGUGUAACCUCCUUCCCAGAACCCAAGCUUUCUGUGUCUGUAUCAGAAAGGACUCAUCACCUGAGCACAGUAAUGCUGUCUUCAGCUGAGACCCUUUCAGCUGACACAUUGGCACCUUCUCCGUCAGCAGCUACAUCUGGAGUCCCAGGUGCCAGCUCAGCCGCCUUCUCAGCCAGUCCAUUAUUUUGGACGCAACCAGGCCCUAAAGAUGCUCUGUCCACUGUGGCAGACAGUCUACCUUCAUCAGUUUCAAUGCCUUUCCCCUCUUCGGCCUCCACUACCACAGAUGUUUCAACCAACCCAGCCCCCCAGGGGAGCACUUCCUCAACGGCUACCCCGCACACAGUGGCCACCAACACAGGGACAGAGGGCAGCACUGCUGAAGGACCCUUGGUUGUGGCCAGUACUUUGGAGACAUGGACCAAGCCAGUCAGGACAUCUUUAUCAUCCAGUGUGGAUACCAGAAUGACAGAGCAGAUUCACUUAGGAACAGAGACGAGGGCUUCUCAACUUCCUCCACACUCAACACAGCUGACAAGGACUGAUGGCGUCGUGGAGCGUAUUACAAAGAUACCCAAUGAAGCAGCCCAUGGAGGUGUCACAGGACCAGUCCAUGUACAUGUGGCACCCACAUCAUCUGCCAGUCCUAUAGGACUACCAACAGACUGGAUGGAGAGAGCAGAGACCACAGCUCUGAAGACCACCUCUACAGCAACUCUGACCACUACUGUCUCUACCCCCGCUUCGGGAACAUGGACUCUCCUCAGGACAUCAGGCAAGGUGACCAGCACAAGCACAAGAGGAACGGUCAUUUCAACCCCAGAUAUUUCUUCUGAUGUUCUACAGAUGACCGCCUCAUUGGCCACCAUACCUGGGGCAGAGACCAGCACAGAAGUUCCCAGGACAACCCCGUCUGUUUUCAAUAGAGGCUCACAGACUACACCCUCACUGGUCCCUAGUUCUGAUGCAGAGAACGGUCCAGCUUCUCCAACUCUGGCUGUUUCCCUUGGUGAGCCAGAGACCACAACCUCACGAGCCUUUCAUUCUGCAGAGACCAGCUUGACUGGUUCCAGGGCAACCUUGAGUGUUUCCCACAGCGAAUCAGACAGUACACCCCCAACAGCUACUGGUUCUGGGGAAAAAGUCAGUUUAGCAGUUCCAACUCUGACUGUCUUUCCUAGUGUACCAGAAAUGGUGACCUCACUGGUAACUAGUCCUGGGGCAGAGAUGAGCACAGUUAUUUCAACUCUGACUGACUCCCAAGAUGAACCAGAGACCAACACCUCAUGGGUCACCCAACCUGGGGCACUGAGCGGUUCAUCUAUUCCAGUUCCAAGUGUCCUUCCUGGUGAGCCAGGGCUGGUGACCUCAAUGGAUACUAAUUCUGGAGCAGAGACCAGCCCAACUGAUCAAACUGCGACUACUUCCCCUGGUGAGCCAAAUGCAGCAGCCUCAUUGGUUACCCAUCCUGGGGCACAGACCAGUUCAGCCAUUCCAACUCCAGCCAUUUCCCCUGGUGUAUCAGGGGUGGGAAUCUCACCAGUUAGCAGUUCUGGAGCAGAGACCAAUACAACUUUUACAACUCUGACUGAUUCUCCACAUGAACCAGAGACAACAGCCUCAUGGGUCACCCCUCCUGGGACAGAAGCCAUUUCCACUGUUGCAACUUCAACUGUUUCCCCUGGUGAGCCAGAUGCAACAGCCUUGUGGGUUCAUUCCACAGAGAAUAGCACACCUGUUUCCAGAAUAACUCCAAAUUUUUCCCAAAGUGAAUUAGACACCAUACUCUCAAUGGCCACCACUCCUAGGGUAGAAGCCAGUUCAGCCAUUCCAACAGUGACUGUCUCGUCUGGUGUGCCAGCUACAGUGACCUCCCAGACCACUAGUUCUGGGACAGACACCAGUACAACCUCUUCUACUCUGACUGAAUCCCUGUAUGGAUCAGACACAACAGUCUCCUUGGUCACCCAUCCUGCAGUGUCCAACCCAACGGUUCCCAGGACAACCCCCAGUGCUUCCCAUAGUGAAUCAUAUAGCAAACCCUCAACAGCCACCAGCCUUGAGACAGAAGCCAGUUCAGCUGUUCCAACUACACCUAUCUCCCCUGACGUACCAGAUAUGGUGACCUCACAGGCCACUAGCUCUGGGACAGAUGCCAGUAUGGUUAUUUCAACUCUGACUCUUUCUCCUGGAGAACCAGCAAACACAGUCUCAUGGGUUAAUCAUCCUGGAGCACAGACCAGUUCUUCCAUCCCAACUCUGACUGUCUCCCCUGGUGUAUCAGGAGUGGGGACCUCACUGGUCACUAAUUCUGAGGCAGAGACCAGUACGAUUUUUCCAACUCUGACUGAUUACCCACAUGAAUCAGAGACAGCCUUACGGGUUACCCAUUCCUCAGAGACCAGCACACCUGUUUCCAGAAUAACUCCAAAUUUCUCCCAUAGUGAAUCAGGUACCACACUCUCAACAGCCACCACUCCCGGGGCAGAAGUCAGUUCAUUUUCAGCUACAACUAUCUCACCAGGCAUACCAGGGUUGGUGACCUUAGUGGUUACCAGUUCUGGGGUAGAGACCAGUACAACUUUUUCAACUCUGGCUGAUUCUCUGAAUGAACUGGAGGCCACAGCCUCAUGGGUCACCUUUUCAGAGAAAGAAGCCAGUUCAGCUAUUCCAACUCUGCCUACUUCUUACCCUGAGGAGCCAGAUACAGCAGUCUCAUUGGUCACCCAUCCUGCAGAGACCAGCUCAACUAUUCCCAAGGCAACACCCAAUUUUUCUUACAGUGAAUCAGAUACCAUACAUUCAAUAGCUACCAGUUCUGGGGCACAGACAAGUUCAGCCAUUCCAACUCUGACCAUCUCCCCUGGCGUACCAGAGGUAGAAAUCUCACUGGCCACAAGUUCUGGGCCAGAGACAAGUACAACUUUUACAACUCUGACUCUUUCUCCAGGUCAAAUGGAGACCACAGGCUCAUGGGUCACCCAUUCUGAGACAGAGUUCAGUUCAGCUGUUCCAACUCUGCCUGCUUCCCCUGGGGAGCCAGAUACAGUAGUCUCAUUGGUCACCCAUCCUGCAGAGACCAGCCCAACAGUUUCCAGGACAACUCCCAAUGUUUCCCAUAGUGAAUUGUAUACCACAUACGCAAUGGCCACCAGCCAUGGGGCAGAAGCCAGUUCAGCUGUUCCAACUCCAACUGCCCCCCGUGGUGUACCAGAUAUGGUGACCUCACAGGUCACUAGUUCUGAGAAAGAUGCCAGUACAGUCAUUCCCACUCUCAAUCUUUCUCCUGGUGAGCCAGGGACCACAGCCUCAACAAUCAUUUAUUCUGAGAUCCAGACCAGCUCAGCCAUUCCAGCUCCACCUGUUUCCUCUACUGUGCCAGAGCUGGUGACCUCACUGGUCACCAGUUCUGGGGUGGAAGCCAGUACAAUGUUUACAACUCUGACUGAUUCCCCACAAAAGGCAGAGAUGACAGCCUCAUGGGUCACCCAUUCUGGGACAGAAACCAGUUCAGCUGUUCCAACUCUGACUAUUUCUCCUAAGGAGACAAAUACAACAGUCUCAUCAGUCACUCAUUCUGAAGAAACUAGCCCAACUGUCCCCAAAACAACUCCAGUUUUUUCCAAACGUGAACCAGACACCACACAGUCAAUAGCCACCAGCCGUGGGGAAGAAACCAGUUCAGUGGUUCCAACUCCAACUGUCUCUCUUGGUGCAGCAGAUAUGGUGACCUCUCACGUUCCUACUUCUGAGACAGAUGCCAAUAUGACUAUUCCAAGUCUGACUCUUUCUCCUGGUGAACCAGCAACCACAGGCUUAUUGGUCACCCACCCCAGUGCAAAGACAAGUACAUAUUUUCCUGGUUCAACUGCUUUUCCUCAUUUACCAGAGACCAUAGCCUCACUCUCUGUCCAACCUGAGCUGGAGAUGAGUACAGCUCCUCCAGUUCGGACUGUUUCCCUCGGUCUACCAGAGACAACAUCCUUCACCACAUCCAUGAUGGAGACCAGCAGAGUUGAUCUGGGUCCAACAGUCUCACCUGGUGUUCCUGUAGAAACAGCCUCACUCUCCACCCAUCUUGGCACAGAUAUCACAACUAUUUCAACGUCAACUCUUUCCCCUGUGUUAUUGAAGACCACAGGCUUAUUGGCCACCAGUGCUGCAUCAGAGGCCAGCACAGGUGGCCCAACUUUGACUGCUGGUGUUCUUGGGCCUGUCAGUACCCCUGAAACCACUGGUGAGUCUCAUACCUUAACUUCCUGGAGCACAGAACCCUCACCACCUGUGACCUCAAUUGAACUCCUGGAAUUGUCCAAGACUGUGACAGGGGACACUGUGACCUUGAUAGCAUCAGAGACCCCAACACCACCUAAAACCAGUCACAGAGAUGGAUCGAGUCCAACUGCUAUCCUGAAAACCACAACUCCUGAGACCACUAAUUUAGCUGCCACAGGCUCAGGCCCCAUCAUGGUGGAGACUGCAGCCACCUUCAAUACAUCUGUGGCAAGUCCCUUUGUCCCUGAGACCUCAGCUGGGAUGUCCACCUUGACCUCUCUGAGUGUGACUUCAGAAACAACUGCAGCCCCUUUCUUGAUGCCUUUUACUGUCAACUUCACCAUCACCAGCCUGCACUACACCGAGGACAUGGGGAACUCGGGCUCUGAGAUAUUCAAUGCCACUGAGAGACACCUGCAGCACCUGCUCAGGACUCUGUUCGAAAACAGCAGUGUUGGUUCCCUCUAUGAUGGCUGCAGGCUGACCUUGUUCAGGGCUGAGAAGGAUGGGCCAAGCACCAGGAUAGAUGCAGUCUGUACCUACCGCCCAGAUCCCACCGGCUUCAGGCUGGACAGAGAGCGGCUCUACCAGGAGCUAAGCCAGCAGACCCAUGGCAUCACUCAGCUGGGCCCCUACACCCUGGACAGGAACAGUCUCUGUGUCAACGGUUAUAACCAUCAGUACUGGACCCCCACCACCAGCACUCUGGUGACCUCCACAUUUUCUCCAGGACCGUCGAUAUCUCUGCCCCCCACCCCCAGCUCUACAGUUGUGGGCCCAGCCCUGGUGCCAUUCACCCUCAACUUCACCAUCACCAACCUGCUCUGCACCCCAGACAUGAGGCACCCAGGCUCCAUGAAGUUCAACUCCACUGAGAGGGCCCUGAAUCGCCUGCUUGGUCCCUUGUUCAAGAACACCAGUAUUGGCCCACGGUACUCUGGCUGCAGACUGACCUUGCUCAGGACUGAGAAGGGUGGAGCAACAACAGGAGUGGACGUGACCUGCACUUAUCGUCCGGACCCCACGGGCCCUGGGCUGAACAGAGAAGAAUUGUACCAGGAGCUGAGUCAGCUGACCCGCGGUGUCACCUGGCUGGGCACCUACACCCUGGACAGAGACAGUCUCUAUGUCAAUGGUUAUAACCACCGGUACUGGAACCCUACCACCAGCACUCCAGUGACUUCUACAUUCUCUCCAGAAUCUUCCACAUCUCAGCCCCCCAUCCUCAGCUCUACAGGUGUGAGCCUGUCUCUGGUGCCCUUCACCCUCAACUUCACCAUCACCAACCUGCGCUACACAGAGGGCAUGGGGCCCCCAGGAUCUGAGCUAUUCAACUCUGUAGAGAGGAUCUUGAAUCGUCUGCUCAAACCCUUGUUCCAGAACAGCAGCAUUGGGCCCCUCUAUUAUGGCUGCAGAUUGACCUUGCUCAGGCCUGAGAAAAAGGGAACAGCCACUGGAGUUGAUGCUGUCUGUACUCACCAUCCUGACCCCAUGGGUCCUAAGCUAGACAGAGAGAAGCUGUACUGGGAGCUGAGCCAUCAGACCCAUGGUGCCACCCAGCUGGGCUCCUUCACCCUGGACAAGAACAGCCUCUAUGUCAAUGGUUACACCCACUGGACCUCAGCCCCCACACCCAGUGCUCCUGUGACCCCUGUGCACUUCCCAGGGACCUCGAUGGUGCCAGCCCACUUCUCCAGCUCCACAGCUGCUGGUCCUGCCCCAGUGCCCUUCACCCUGAACUUUACCAUCAUCAACCUGCACUACACGAAGGACAUGCAGCCGAGCUCGGCAAAGUUUAACUCCACAGAGUCAGCUCUACAACGCCUGCUCAAGCCCUUGUUUGCCAACAGCAGCAUUGGUCCGCUCUACAUUGGCUGCAGAGUGACCACACUAAGGCCUGAAAGGGGUGGAACAGCCACUGGAGUUGACGCUGUCUGCACCUACCGACCUGGCCCUUCGGGUCUCCAGCUGGACAGGGAGCGCCUCUACUGGGAACUGAGCCGCCAGACCCACGGUGUCACCCAGCUCGGUUCCUACAUCCUGGACAGGGACCGUCUCUUUGUCAACGGUUACACCAGACCACCACUGACCCCCAUCCCCAGUGUUCCUGUGAGUUCUACACCCUCAGGAACCUCAGUAGCUCCAGUCUCCUUCUCCAGCUCUACAGUCUCCGGCCCUGACCUGGUUCCAUUCACCCUCAACUUCACCAUCACCAACCUGCGCUACACAGAGAGCAUGCAGUUUAUGGGGUCAGCCAAGUUCAACGAAAUAGAGAAGGUCUUGCAGAGCCUGCUCAGACCCUUAUUCAAGAACACCAGUGUCGGCCCCCUCUACUCUGGCUGCAGACUGACCUCGCUCAGGCCCGAGAAGGCUGGAGCAGCCACGAGGGUGAACACAAUCUGCUCCUACCGCCCCGACCCUGCGGGCCGCGGGUUGGAUAGAGAGAAGCUGUACUGGGAGCUGAGCCGGCUGACCCGUGGUAUCACCUGGCUGGGCCCCUACACCCUGGAGCAGGACAGUCUCUGUGUCAGUGGCUACACCCACCAGACACCAGUAACCGCCCCCAGUGCCACGGGACAUCCCCUUGUGCCUUUCACCCUCAACUUCACUAUCACCAACCUACCCUACGCUGAGGACAUGCAGCCUCCUGGAUCCUUGAAAUUUAACACCACGGAGAGGUCCCUGCAGCGCCAGCUCGGACCCUUGUUCCAGAACACCAGUGUGGGCCCCCUGUACUCAGGCUGCAGACUGACCUUGCUCAGGCCCGAGAAGAAUGGGGCAGCCACUGGAGUGGAUGCCGUCUGCACCCAGCGCCCUGACCCCACGGGCCCUGGGCUGGACAGAGAGAGGUUGCACCAGGAGCUGAGCCAGCUGACCCAUGGUGUCACCAGGCUGGGUCCCUACACCCUGGAUCCCAACAGUCUCUACAUCAAUGGUUUCACCCACCAGACGCAGGCCACCACCCCCAGCAGUCACACCCAACCGGCUUCAGCCACCACCCCCAACACCACUGGCCCCGCUCUGGUGUCCUUCACCCUGAACUUCACCAUCACCAACCUGCACUACACUGAGGACAUGGGGCACCCCAGUUCCUUGAAGUUCAACUCCACCAAGAGGAUCCUCCAGCACCAGCUCAAGCUCCUGCUCAGUAAGACCAGUGUCGGCCCCCUCUACGCUGGCUGCAGACUUGCCUCGCUCAGGCUUGAGAAGGGUGGUGCAGCCACUGGCGUGGACAUCGUCUGCACCGUCCACUCUGACCCUGCGGGCCCCGGGCUGGACAGAGAGCGGCUAUACUGGGAGCUGAGCCGUGAGACCCAUGGCAUCACCCGGCUGGGGCCCUUCACUCUGGACAGGGACAGCCUCUGUGUCAACGGUUACACCUAUGGAGCCACAGCCCCAACUACCACGGCUGGGGAGGCCCGUGAGGAGCUGUUCACACUGAACUUCACCAUCGACAACCUGCGCUACUCAGCGGACAUGGGCCGCCCCGGCUCCCUCAAGUUCAACAUCACAGAUACCCUCAUGCAGCACCUGCUGGGCCCAUUGUUCCAGAAGAGCAGUCUGGGUACCCGAUAUACAGGCUGCAAGGUCACCUCACUAAGGUCCGUGAAGAAUGGUGCCAAGACAAGGGUGAACAUCCUCUGCACCUACCGGCAGCACCCCAGCAGCCCGGGUCUACUUGCGAAACAGGUGUUCCAUGAACUGAGCAGGCAGACCCGUGGCAUCACCCGGCUGGGCCCCUAUUCACUGGACAAGGACAGCCUCUACCUCAAUGGUUAUAACGAGCGUGGUCCAGAUGAGCCUCCCACAACUCCUGAGGCAGCCACCACAUUCCUGCCUAGUUCAUCAUCACCUGGGCAACCAGAAGCCACCACAGCUAUGGGACACAACCUGAAGACCUUCACACUGAACUUGACCAUCUCCAACCUCCAGUAUUCAACAGACAUGAGCCACAGCUCAGCUACAUUCAACUCCACCAAGAGGACCCUGCAGCACCUGCUUGGAUCCUUGUUCCAGAAGAGCAGCCUGGGCCCCUUCUAUUCAGGUUGCAGAUUAAUCUCCUUCAGGCCUGAGAAGGAUGGGGUAGCCACUCAUGUUAACGCCAUCUGCACCUAUCACCAUGACCCCAUGGGCUACAGGCUGGACCGAGAACAGCUUUACUGGGAGCUAAGCCAGCUGACCCAUGGUUUCACCCAGAUGGGCAUCUAUACCCUGGUCAGGGACAGCCUCUUCGUCAAUGGCUACGCACCCCAGAAUUUAUCUAUUCAGAAUGAGUAUCAGCUGAAUUUCCACAUCCUCAACUGGAACCUCAGCAACUCAGACCCUGCAUCCUUGGAGUACACAACCCUGCUGAGAGACAUCCAGGACAAGGUCACCAAACUCUACAGAGGCAGCCAGCUACAAGACAUUUUCCGCUCCUGCCUGGUCACCAACUUGACGUUGGACUCCAUGUUGGUCACCAUCAAGGCUCUGUUCUCUUCCAAUGUGGACCCCAGUAUGGUGAAGCAAGUCUUUCUAGACAAGACCCUGAAUGUCUCAUCCCACUGGCUUGGUGCCACCUAUCAGCUGGCAGAUUUGCAUGUGACAGAAGUGGAAUCAACAGCUCAUCUACCAACAGACAGACCAACAAGCAGUCCCACCUCUCAGCACUUCCAGCUGAAUUUCACUGUCACCAACCUACUCUAUUCCCAAGACUUAUCCCAGCCCAACACCACCAAACACCAGCAGAACAAGAGAAGUAUCGAGAAUGCGCUCAACCAGCUCUUCCGAAACAGCAGCAUGAAGAGUUAUUUCUCUGACUGUCAAGUUUUAGCAUUCAGGUCUGUCCCCAACAGCAACCACACUGGGGUGGACUCCAUCUGUAACUUUUCACCAUUGGCUCGGAGACUGGACAGAAUUGCCAUCUAUGAGGAGUUCUUGAGGCUGACCCAAAAUGGUACCCAGCUGCAGAAUUUUACCCUGGACAGAAACAGUGUCCUUGUGGAUGGGUAUUCUCCCAACAGAAAUGAUGUCUUGACUGAGAAUUCAGACCUCCCCUUCUGGGUCAUCAUCCUCAUUUGCUUGGCAGGACUCCUGGUACUCAUCACAUGCCUGAUCUGCUGUUUCCUGGUCACCAUCCGCCUGCGGAAGAAGGAGGGAGACUACGAGGUUCAGCAACACAGCCUGGGCUAUUACCUGCCACACCUAGACCUGAAGUUGCAGUGAGCUCUGCCUGCGGCUCCAAGGGAGCUUGGCUGGAAUAGAAAUAAACCACAUUGGUCGGACACA